Molecule: messenger RNA, 2039 nt
Organism: Rattus norvegicus (Norway rat)
Lineage: Eukaryota; Metazoa; Chordata; Mammalia; Rodentia; Muridae
Gene: Tob1
Product: transducer of ErbB-2.1
Exons: 1
Coding region: 151-1251 (366 amino acids)
Biological process (GO): negative regulation of DNA-templated transcription
Cellular component (GO): cytoplasm; nucleus
Source: RefSeq, marked validated
GAACAAGACCACGGAAGGUUGAAGGAUAAUCUUCUAGUACCAGCACUUUGAAUGAGAAUUUGUUUCUCUGCCACAAACUGAUUUUUUUUUUAAAUUUUAUUUUUCUGGUGGAGGAGUUGAAACAAACCUACCUUUUGUGGCAUCGCAGCUAUGCAGCUUGAAAUUCAAGUAGCACUAAAUUUUAUUAUUUCCUAUUUGUACAAUAAGCUUCCCAGGAGACGUGUCAACAUUUUUGGUGAAGAACUUGAAAGACUUCUUAAACAGAAAUAUGAAGGGCAUUGGUAUCCUGAGAAGCCAUACAAAGGCUCAGGGUUUAGAUGCAUACACGUAGGGGAGAAGGUGGACCCGGUGAUCGAGCAAGCGUCCAAAGAGAGUGGUCUGGACAUUGACGAUGUUCGUGGCAAUCUGCCGCAGGAUCUGAGCGUGUGGAUCGACCCGUUUGAGGUUUCCUACCAAAUCGGUGAGAAGGGACCAGUGAAGGUGCUGUACGUAGAUGACAGUAAUGAGAACGGGUGUGAGCUGGAUAAGGAGAUCAAGAACAGCUUUAACCCUGAGGCCCAGGUUUUCAUGCCCAUAAGCGACCCAGCCUCCUCUGUGUCCAGCUCGCCGUCGCCUCCCUUUGGCCAUUCUGCUGCCGUCAGCCCCACCUUCAUGCCCCGGUCCACUCAGCCUUUAACCUUUACCACUGCCACUUUUGCUGCCACCAAGUUUGGCUCCACCAAAAUGAAGAACAGUGGCCGUAGCAGCAAGGUAGCACGCACUUCUCCCAUCAGCCUGGGCCUGAAUGUCAAUGUGAACGACCUCCUGAAGCAGAAAGCCAUCUCUUCCUCAAUGCACUCUCUGUACGGGCUGGGCCUGGGCAGCCAGCAGCAGCCUCAGCCGCAGCCGCAGCAGCCGCCAUCCCAGCCACCACCGCCGCCACCACCUCCACAGCAGCAGCAGCAGCAGCAGCAGCAGCAGCAGCAGCAGCAGCAACAGCAGCAGCAGCAGCCGCAGCAGCAAACCUCUGCUCUUUCUCCCAAUGCCAAGGAAUUUAUUUUUCCUAACAUGCAGGGUCAAGGUAGUAGUACCAAUGGAAUGUUCCCAGGUGACAGCCCCCUUAACCUCAGUCCCCUCCAGUACAGUAAUGCCUUUGAUGUGUUUGCGGCCUACGGAGGCCUCAACGAGAAGUCUUUCGUAGACGGCUUGAAUUUUAGCUUAAAUAACAUUCAGUAUUCUAACCAGCAGUUCCAGCCCGUAAUGGCUAACUAAAAAAACAGGAAAAGAGAGAACAUGUGUCGUACAAGUUAAAAUGCAUCGGCCCAAGGGGGACUUUUUUUUUUUUUUUUGCCUCCUUGAGAUUUUUUUUUUAAGCUUAUAGUAAGGAUACAUUCAAGCUUGGUCACAAAAUAAAACAUGCAUCUUUUUUCAUUUGCCAACCAAGCACAAUGUUAUUUUAUACUGACUGUAUAUUUUAAAGUAUACUUUCAGAUAUGGCCUCUUACAGUAUUUAAGAUAUAGCAAGGACAUGGCUGAUUUUUUUUUAUAUAUAUAUAUAAAAAAUUGGCACUAAUAAGUGGGUUUAUUGGUCUUUUCUAAUUGUAUAAUUUAAUUUAGUACAAAGUUUGUAAACUAUCAGAGGAUAUAUAUAUAUAUACAUAUAUAUAUUGUUUCUACGACACGGUAUUGCAUUUCUAUCUUUUUACUACAGUGAUCUGUGGCAGCGGCUUCAUGUUGUAUUUUUUUUACUGAAAUUGUAAAAUAUCCAUCUUAAAGACAUCAACUAUUCUGAAAAUUGUGUACAGGAUAUUCCUUUAGUGGUGGAAUUAAAAUGUACGAAUAUUUGCUUUUUCAAAAAAAUGUAUUUUCUGUUAAAGGUUUAAAGAUUUUUGCUAUAUAUUAUGGAAGAAAAUGUAAUCGUAAAUAUUAAUUUUGUACCUAUAUUGUGCAAUACUUGAAAAAAAAACGGUAUAAAAGUAUUUUGAGUCAGUGUCUUACAUGUUAAGAGGGACUGAAAUAGUUUAUAUUAAGUUUGUAUUAAAAUUCUUUAAAAUUAAAAA